UAAAGCAACUUGUUCAUUAACACGCGAUCAGUCGUUUAAGUAGUUUUUGUAGGAGCAUUUUAUUUUUUUGUUUUGUUUAUUAUUUUGAAAAAUAAUAUUAAUAUAUUAUAUUAAUCAGCUCUAUAAAAGGAGAGUUACAUAUUUUGGUGAUAUCUUAUUAGAACGGAUUUGUUAAAUAAACAAAAAGUGCAAAUAAGGAAAAAUUAGGCAAUGCAGCGUUCGCAUUUAUGGUACACGUAAUAGCGUUUAAGAAAUUCGAUAAUAAAUCGAAAUACUUGCAAAUAAUGACUAAUAUAUUUAAAAAAAGCAGUAUCUACUGGUGAAUUGCUUUAGGAGUUAUCCACAUAAAAUUAUUUUACGGUCACUGUCACUUUACUCAUCUUAAUAAUUCGAGGAUAAAUUUAUUUUAAUAUUUCAAAGUUAAUUUUAAAUUUGAAAGGGAAUGGAACCAUACAGUUCCAACGCUGUACAAGUAGAACAACAUGAUGUAGAGAAUGGUUUAUAUUCGCAGGCAUUCAUGACUCCUUCCCAGCAACGUAUCGGAACUCAACGUCAACCAUCUAUUGAUAUGGAGGAAAUCCCUCUGAAUAAUCUUCAUCAGGAGACCGAAAAUAAACAUCGUCUACGUCAAAUAUUUUCACACUAUGACGCUGAUAAUGAUGGACUCGUGAAUAUACAUGAGUUGAAAGGUCUAAUAGAAGCAGGUGUCUGCCGUGAUAUACCAUAUCACAUUGCGGAACAAAUCCUUUCUCUAUCUGAUACGGAUUUUAGUGGACAAUUAAAUUUUGAGGAGUUCUGUCGUAUGUCUCAACGACACAAAUGGCUUGUACGUAAUAUUCUAGCCCGUUACUGUCGCUUAAUUGUGCCGCCGCCGAAAUCUUUAGAAGGCGACCAACUAGAUGGAGCCUAUGAAAAACAGAUGUCGAUAUGUCCACCGCCACUAACAAUGGUUGUAUUUUCACUUGUAGAAAUCGUCAUGUUCCUGAUUGAUGUCAUUCACUUUCAAGUGUAUGUAAUAUUUUGCAGAGACGAUUCUAACAAUAACCAUCGCAUUGGUGAGAGCACAACUGGACCAGCGGCCAUUUUGUUUAUUUAUAAUCCCUAUAAACGAUAUGAAGCGUGGCGUUUUAUCAGCUAUAUGUUUGUGCAUGUGGGACUUAUGCAUCUCUUUAUGAACUUGAUUAUCCAAAUAUUUUUGGGCGUAGCCCUAGAACUAGUGCACCAUUGGUGGCGAGUGGCUUUGGUUUAUUUGGCUGGAGUUUUAGCCGGAUCCAUGGGUACUUCACUGACAAGCCCGCGUAUAUUUUUGGCUGGCGCUUCAGGAGGAGUUUAUGCGUUGAUAACGGCGCACAUAGCCACCAUAAUUAUGAAUUGGUCCGAAAUGGAGUAUGCAAUUGUACAACUACUAGUAUUCCUGAUAUUUUGCUUAACUGAUCUGGGUACAUCUGUAUACCGUCACGUCACCGACCAGCAUGAUCAAAUUGGGUACAUGGCUCAUUUAUCUGGUGCAGUCGCGGGUCUCUUGGUUGGGAUAGGAGUGUUGCGUAAUCUUGAAGUACGCCGCUGGGAACGCAUACUCUGGUGGAUAGCAGUUAUUUUCUAUUUUGCCCUAAUGAUGACUGGCAUUCUCGUACACGUCCUUGUACCUGAUUAUUUUCCACGGCCGGAAUAUAAUUAAAAAAGGUUUACUUAUGUACGCCCAUAGGCUAUAAUUAAGCUAUACUACCUAUUCGUAUGGUAGGUUAAGACAUCUUGCCUCAUCUGUAUGUAUGUUUAUAACUUAUAUACAUUUAUGUGCAUAUUUGCGCAAAUAUUUAUUUAUUCUCUCGCUUCUAAUUCAUUAUGAACAAUUACAUAUAUUCGCCCAUAUAUGUGCAUUUGAUAUAAUAUAAUUUAUUAUUAUUAUUAUUAUUAUUA
Molecule: messenger RNA, 1917 nt
Organism: Glossina fuscipes
Lineage: Eukaryota; Metazoa; Arthropoda; Insecta; Diptera; Glossinidae
Gene: rho-4
Product: protein rhomboid
Exons: 5
Coding region: 443-1678 (411 amino acids)
Cellular component (GO): membrane
Molecular function (GO): serine-type endopeptidase activity; calcium ion binding
Source: RefSeq, a predicted model, not a curated record